AUGGAGAAGGUACUUGACGACAUCUCCCACCGGAGAUACAACCCCCUCCGAGGGUCUUCCAUUCUGGUUUCUCCCCACAGAACCAAGCGUCCCUGGCAAGGACACCAGGAGAGUCCCUCCAAGACUACUCUGCCCAAUUAUGACCCCGCAUGCUAUUUGUGCCCUGGAAACCAACGCGCCCAGGGUGACGUCAAUCCCAAAUAUGACAACACCUUCAUGUUUGUGAAUGAUUACAGCGCCGUCAAGGAGGAGCAAGCUGCCUACGAUGGCAAGACUGAUGAUGGUACUUCCCUUCCCCCUCUCACCCCCUGGCGGUAUGCACAGUGCUCACCGGCAGUAGAACUCGAAUCGCGAUUCCUCAAGGCUGAACCCGUUACCGGCAAAUGCUACGUCCUCACCUUCUCCCCAUCCCACAACCUCACCUUGGCCGACCUUCCACCCGCCGAGAUCGUCCCCGUAAUCAAUGCCUGGACCGAGAUCUAUACCGCCCACCUGUCGCCCACCUCCCCUCUGGCAAAGGAUGCCCCGGCCACGCACCUCCCACCCGUUUCGCACAACACACCCAUCACCAAACCAAAUGAGCAGUACCGCUACAUGCAAAUUUUCGAGAACAAGGGUGCCGCAAUGGGCUGCUCGAACCCCCACCCCCACGGCCAGGUCUGGACCACCAGCACCCUGCCCGAGGAGCCCGCUGCGGAGAUGGAGCAACUGCGUAAGUACCGCGCCGAACACGGCGGCGCCCACUUACUAGAAGACUACGCCGCGCUGGAGAGCCGCAAGCAAGAGCGUGUGGUAUUCGAGAACGAGGCCUUCGUCGCCGUCGUCCCUUGGUGGGCGACCUGGCCCUUCGAGACCAUGAUCGUCAGCCGCACGCACAAGCGCGCUCUCACCGAUCUGUCCGAUGCCGAUAAGACUCUCCUCGCCGAAGCCAUUGCCGAAAUCACCCGUCGCUACGAUAACCUCUUCGAAACUCACUUCCCCUACAGCAUGGGUAUUCACCAGGCUCCGCUGGACGGAACGGUCGAAGAGAUCGAGGCUUCGUACCUGCAUCUGCAUUUCUACCCGCCUCUGCUGCGCAGCGCGACGGUGCGCAAGUUCCUCGUUGGUUAUGAACUCAUGGCUGAGCCCCAGCGUGAUAUCACCCCGGAGCAGGCCGCUGCCCGCCUCCGCGGCUGCGGCGGAGAGCUGUACCGCAAGAAGAUCGAUUAA
Penicillium manginii is the source of this 1209-nucleotide messenger RNA. Its product is annotated as UDP-glucose:hexose-1-phosphate uridylyltransferase. Gene Ontology annotation, molecular function: UDP-glucose:hexose-1-phosphate uridylyltransferase activity; zinc ion binding. Gene Ontology annotation, biological process: beta-D-galactose catabolic process via UDP-galactose, Leloir pathway. Lineage: Eukaryota; Fungi; Ascomycota; Eurotiomycetes; Eurotiales; Aspergillaceae. Bases 1 to 1209 code for a protein of 402 amino acids. The transcript is spliced from 2 exons. Gene Ontology annotation, cellular component: cytoplasm. The record is from RefSeq and is a predicted model, not a curated record.